AUGGCUGAGGUUUCUGCUAAAACUUUUAUACCAGAGUCAUUCCAGGGAACAACAACAGAUAUAGCAGGGCAAAUUGGGUUGAUUUGGGAGCUAAUCAAAGCACCAUUGAUAGUUCCACUCUUAAGGCUUGCUGUGUAUGUAUGUCUGACCAUGUCACUUAUGCUUUUCUUUGAGAGGCUGUACAUGGGUGUUGUCAUCAUUCUUGUUAAGCUCUUCUGGAAAAAGCCCGAUAAGCGAUACAAAUGGGAGCCAAUGCGUGAUGAUUUGGAGAGUGGCAAUGAGGCCUUCCCUUUGGUCCUUGUUCAAAUCCCAAUGUUCAAUGAGAGAGAGGUCUACAAGAUCUCCAUUGGAGCUGCAUGUAAUCUUUCAUGGCCGUCAGAUCGUCUCGUGAUUCAAGUGCUUGAUGAUUCAACUGACCCUGUUAUCAAGGAUAUGGUUGAGAAGGAAUGCUUAAGGUGGGCAAGCAAAGGCAUUAACAUAAUCUAUCAAAUCAGAGAAACCAGAGGCGGCUACAAAGCUGGUGCUCUCAAAGAAGGCCUAAAGCGCGACUAUGUCAAAAACUGUGAAUUCGUCGCCAUUUUAGAUGCCGAUUUCCGGCCGGAACCGGACUUUCUCCGGCGAGCCAUCCCUUUCCUUGUACACAACCCUGAAAUUGCACUUGUUCAAGCUCGUUGGAGGUUUGACCGCACGCUAGUCAGGGUCCAGGGCAACUCCUUUGAUCACGGGAGGGGCCGCCGAUUGCCGUCCCAUCGCGACACUUAG
This is a messenger RNA of Ilex paraguariensis (yerba mate), 762 nucleotides long. NCBI's taxonomy places the organism in Eukaryota, Viridiplantae, Streptophyta, Magnoliopsida, Aquifoliales, Aquifoliaceae. The record is from the annotation of a GenBank genome assembly.